Messenger RNA from Amphibalanus amphitrite, 1533 nucleotides. RefSeq names its product 26S proteasome non-ATPase regulatory subunit 14. Gene Ontology annotation, biological process: protein deubiquitination; proteasome-mediated ubiquitin-dependent protein catabolic process. The transcript has 2 exons. Lineage: Eukaryota; Metazoa; Arthropoda; Thecostraca; Balanomorpha; Balanidae. Gene Ontology annotation, molecular function: proteasome binding; metallopeptidase activity; protein binding. The coding region runs from base 248 to 1183 and encodes 311 amino acids. Gene Ontology annotation, cellular component: proteasome regulatory particle, lid subcomplex. The record is from RefSeq and is a predicted model, not a curated record.
CCUGACGCCAGUCAUCGCCGGCCGCCGGCAAUUGCAUUGCGGAAUUAGCGAAUUUAUUUUUGCAUUUUGUACGGAGUUAUAUAGCCUUGUUUUGUACUUGAGUUGUCUUUGUCUUGAAUAUAUUAAUUAUUGAGUCGCAUCAUAUAUGUUGGUAGCAUAAAUCUUCUAAACGGUGCUGUGUUAUUCGGCUUGUGAGACUUUCCUGACGUUUGUAAAAGGUAGGUACCUAGCCAGGUGCUGUCUUGCCAUGGAUCGCAUACUGCGGCUGAGCGGUGGGAUGCCCAACCUGGGCCAGCAGGCGCCGUCCGGCGACGGGCCGACGGUGGACACAGCCGAGCAGGUGUACAUCUCAUCCCUGGCGCUGCUCAAGAUGCUGAAGCACGGCCGCGCCGGCGUGCCCAUGGAGGUGAUGGGUCUGAUGCUGGGCGAGUUUGUCGACGAGUACACGGUGCGAGUGAUCGACGUGUUCGCCAUGCCGCAGUCGGGUACCGGCGUAUCCGUGGAGGCCGUGGACCCGGUGUUCCAGGCCAAGAUGCUGGACAUGCUGAAGCAGACGGGCCGGCCGGAGAUGGUGGUCGGCUGGUACCACUCCCACCCGGGCUUCGGCUGCUGGCUCUCCGGCGUCGACAUCAACACCCAGCAGAGCUUCGAGGCACUCUCGGAGCGCGCCGUGGCCGUGGUGGUCGACCCCAUCCAGUCCGUCAAGGGCAAGGUGGUGAUUGACGCGUUCCGUCUCAUCAACCCGAACGUGAUGGUGCUGGGCCAGGAGCCGCGGCAGACCACCUCGAACCUGGGGCACCUGCAGAAGCCCUCGCUGCCGGCGCUCAUCCAUGGCCUGAACCGACACUACUACUCCAUCUCCAUCAACUACCGCAAGAACGAGCUGGAGCAGCGGAUGCUGAUGAACCUCAACAAGGAGACGUGGAUGGACGGCCUUCAGCUGCAGGACUACCGCCAGCACUGCGACGUCAACGAGAAGACGGUGAAGCAGAUGCUGGACCUGGCCGUCAACUACCAGAAGUCGCUCGAGGAUGAGGAGUCCAUGACGCCCGAGCAGCUGGCCAUCAAGAACGUCGGCAAGAUGGACCCCAAGCGCCAUCUAGAGGAGAAGGUCGGCACACUGAUGACGUCCAACAUCGUUCAGUGUCUGGGCGCCAUGCUGGACACGGUGGUGUUCAAGUGAGGGGGUCGGUGGUGCGGGAAGCGGGGAGCACCGCCGGGACUCGAUGGGAAGGACGUGAAGAGCGCUCGGCGGCGCUCAGAUGGACAUUGUGUAUCUCACGUCGCGCCUCAUACAACGGCUGGUUUUCUCUCUGUGCUAAUUUUAAUGUAAAAUGAAUAAAGUGUUGGCUGAGCCAACGUAUUGUACAUUUAUUUCCUUUUUGGACCAUUAUCCAUUCAGCUCCGUUGGUCUUAAAAUGCCGUUGUCACGUUUCUAUACGAUCCAGUAUCGAAUGGUUUUAACCGGGUAAUGUAGAACAAUCUGUCAUCGACAAGUUAAGACGAUCAUUAUACGACAUUGCCAGUCUCAAA